CGUACCACCUCCCUUACUCACAAAAUCAGUGAGGGACAAAUGAAGACAGUGUCAAGAUGAUCCUGAUAUGGGUUACACUGCUUCUCCUUCAUCAAGGAUAUACACUGGUUCCAGUGAUUAUGGUCCAAACUGGUGAACCUGUGACGUUCUCGUGUGUUUGGCCUGAAGAUGUGAGCAAUAGAAAACUCUAUUGGUACAAGCAGAGUCCUGGGGAUACUCUGAAAUUAAUUGCAUCGCUGUCAAAAAGGAUAAAACUGAAGUAUGAACCAGAGUUUUCUGGCUCAAGAUUGGAAGUAACAGAUAAAGAUAAGCUCAACACUCUGACCAUUUUGAGGACGAUUCCAGAAGAUGAGGGAAUGUAUCACUGUGUAAUCAUGGACUGGGGUGAGAAUACUUGGACUGGGACCUAUUUGUCAUUAAAAGGAAACUCUCAGGGGACUUCAAACUACACUGUUGUUCAGUGGCCGACAGAAUCUGGUCCAGUCCGUCCAGGAGACUCUGUGACUCUGCAGUGUUCAGUCCUCUCUGACCCUGAGAACAAAAUGUGUCCAGGAGAUCACAGUGUGCACUGGUUCAGAGCUGGAGCAGAGAAAUCUCACCCAGGAAUGAUCUACACUGCACAGAGAAGUGAUGAAUGUGAGAAGAAACCCGAUGCACAUUCACCUGCGCAGAGCUGUGUUUAUCGCUUCACUAAGAGCGUCAGCUCCUCUGAUGCUGGGACUUUUUACUGUGCUGUGGCCACAUGUGGAAAGAUAUUAUUUGGAAAUGGAACAAAAGUGCUCAUUAGUGGAGAGAGGAGAUCUAGAUCUGAAUUUAUUGCACUGAUUACAGCAGUAGUCUUCUUGGCCAUUUCUAUAAUUGGAAAUAUUGUUUUCAUCUGUAGCCGAACUACAAGACCAGCAUGUGCACAGUUUAAAGGAAUAGGACGUGUCUCUUCACAAGGAAGACAUGAUACCUCGAACCAGCUAGUACAGGAUAUUACUGAAGGUGGACAUGAUCUGAACUAUGCUGCGUUACAUUUCUCUGGAGAGAAAGUUCCAAGAGGAAGGAAGCAGAAAGAGUUGAAGGCUGAAGAAAGUGUGUACUCCCAAGUUAAACUCUGAAAAUGGACGUGUGCCUAUGAAAAAAUGUGUGUUGGUUUAUAAAGUUGACCUCUGACAGUGUGAAUAAAUAAACAAAUAAAUGGUAUAGACCCCUUUCGAGCUUUGUGUAGA
Toxotes jaculatrix (banded archerfish) is the source of this 1214-nucleotide messenger RNA. RefSeq lists its product as uncharacterized. The coding region runs from base 57 to 1103 and encodes 348 amino acids. Gene Ontology annotation, biological process: response to bacterium. The transcript is spliced from 6 exons. The record is from RefSeq and is a predicted model, not a curated record. Lineage: Eukaryota; Metazoa; Chordata; Actinopteri; Toxotidae.